AAAGAUAUUGACUGUGAGUAUCAAUAGUGUCAUUAUUCAUUAUAAAUAUUGCCUACCCACAACUGUAGUUCCAACUGAUUCAAGCAUUAGUAUAUAAGUAUAUAAGUACCUACGCAUAUUCAAAAAUAAUAUUGGGAAUUUUUUGUGAGUAAAUGGAAGUGUUUAACAAAUUUGCAGGUAAGUUUAUAAACUUGUAUAACAGAUGAAAUAUAUAAUAGGUACUGUGAAUACAUAUAUAAAUAUAUCAUAUACAAAAAUUUACAAAAUUUACUUAUUAGUUAAUGGUAUAUACAUUGAUAUUUUAUGAGUACCUAACCAUCUGGUUAGGUACAAAUUACCAUGAAAAAUUAGAUCGCAAAUUACUAUGUUAAUAUAUAAAUAUAUUAUAUACAUACCUAUUUUAGAUUCUGAGUGUAGCGAAGAAUUUAUUGAUUUAACAAAGAUGUUUAUUUUUUUAUAAUGUGUACAAAAAUUCUACUAGAAAUUUUACUCCAAUGUAUACGAUGUAAACUCUUUUCUAAAAGGAAAUUUUCUUGGGGUGGUAUAUUAAGCAGAUUAUUUUUCAAUUUUCUAGGUAGUUUUCCCAAUAAAAGAGAAAAAUGCGAAAAAACGUAAGAAAACGGGAAAUUUACGAAAAUAAUGCUUUUUUUUAUUUUUGAAAUUUUGUUAUUUGAUGUAAUUCAGUUAAUAGUGUUCGUAGAAACUUGAAAUUUGGAUAGAAAACUUAUAUUUGCCUUUUGUAGACUUGGUAAAAUGUAUAGAAGUCAUUUUUGAGCUAUUGAUAGGCAUUUUAAUUUUGAGUUUUGUACGCAAUUUUUAUUUGGUAGGUACUCUGUGAUAAAAUUGUUAGACUUAACAGAAAUGCUUGAAAAUUUAACAGGAGGUUUAUUAAAAGUCUUACUUUGUAGUCAAAAAUGAAAAUUUGAGUUUAAUGAAGUAUUUUUUUUAUAAUGACAUUUUAAUAUCAAAUAUUUUGAGUAAAAAAUUAAGUGGAACAGAUCUAAUUGUUUAUUUUUUUGUAUUGAACAUAUAUAUAUGGUCGAUUUAAGAGCGAUGGUGAAGUCAAACUUGAGCGGACUGACUUAAUUUUGAAAUUUUGGUUUUUUGAAGUUCUGAUAUUAUGCGAAUAGUAUAUGUUAUGUUAAAUAACUCUGCAUUGUCAUUUCUAGAGUAUGUUUGACGUACUCGAAUAGUUUAAUCCUAAGGUUCACGAGUUCAAACCCAUAUUUAAAAAAAAAAAAUGUUUUACGUUUGUGUAGCAAUUUUUCUGAAGAAAAUCGGAUUGGAGAGUUACUUUAAAAAGCUCAUUUUUCAAUUUUCCCUAGAGUAGUAUACAUAAUACAUAAUAAUUAUUCGGAGUCGGAAACAAUACUUCGCGUACGGCGUCGGUGCGGAGAAAGAGCGGAGAGAUGGUCACAUCGUGAUGAGCGGAGCUGUGGACGAUGACCGCUGAACGCCGACGGCGAGGGGCGUGGCCGACGUCCGCCGAGAGCGACGCGCAGUGGGAAAAAGAAAUGUGGCGCGAAACCCGCCACAGUAUCUACCACGGUUAUCUAGAUAACCGAUAGAUAACAGUAGAUAACCGUGGUAUCUACUAAAUAUAUUUCUUAUGUAUAUGAUAAUAAUUAACAUGACUUAAAAUUAAAACUAACUAUGCACUAUCUUUUUUUUUCGGAAAAAACCAAAACUAUCAAAGAACUUCAAACAAAUGCAUACAAAAAACAGUUGAUGAGACGGGAUAUGAUACCCUCAUCACCCUUCCCCCCCUCGUGACCACGACCCUGUACGAUUAUAAUAUUAUUGUGGUUACUAUUAUUGUAGCAGUUACAUUUCCUAUGCAUAUAUCAAUUAUCACUUAUCACAACAAAUAUUAUGACGUUUUGAACUCAUUUUUCAACUCGUUUUGUUAACUCAUAAAAUAAUACAUUAUUUUGAUUUUUUCCACGUCACCUAAAUAUAUAAAAAGGACUAUUAUUUAUUGGUGUUUUUGUCUUUUCAGUAUUGCUAAUUAUUAUUUCAUUACAAUUAACAACAUUUACUAAUAUGGCAUCUAAGUUGGUUAAGAUGGUAACUUUUAACAACGGCCAAUUAUACCCAAUCUUAGGUUUGGGGACAUGGCAGGUAACAUUUAUGAAUACUGGUAUUCAUUGUUUGAUGAUUAAACAUAUUAUAUUGCGAAUGACAUAGAUAUUCAUUUUUCUAGGCAACAGCUGUACUUAAUGAAUCUCAACAAUCUGCAAUUGUUGACUCUGUAAAAAAAGCAAUUGAUAUAGGUUAUCGUCAUAUUGAUUGUGCUACCAUUUACCAAAACGAAAAGUCUGUCGGUAAGGCUAUAAAUGAUAAAAUUGCAGAUGGAGUUAUUAAACGUGAUGAAGUAUUUGUUACCAGCAAGGUAUUGGUUACAUGUUUUUAUUUUAACAAAUAUUUAUAUUGAAAAAUCUAUUUAAUUCAAUAUUUGUCAUUGUUAAAAAUAAAUAAUUUCAUUUUUGUUCAGUAGAAAUUCAAAAAUAUGUUAAGUUAAAUGGGUAUCAUAAUGCACAUAAAAUACAUUAUACAAAAAAAAAAAAAAUAAUAAUUUUAUUGUUUGAAAUUCAAAUUAUAUUUGAAAAACAUAGACAUAGGCUUUAUAAAGUACAAAAUUAAUUAAAUUUACUCAUAAUUGAGACCAGGGUCUGUAAAUUGGUAAUGCGGCUGGUUUCAUAAAUUAAUUAUAAUAUUAUUGUUCAGCCCUUGUUGGUUUGAAAGCCAGUCCAAUCCUAAAACUAUAAAUCAAGAGUGUCCAACCUCUUGUAAAGACUGGGUCGCACCAUGAAAGUAGAAGUUAUUGUGGACCAUAUACAUUUUAUUUAUAAUUAAAAAAUAAUAAUUUUUAUUGUUUUAGUUACAUUUAUUUAUUUAUCGCUGGCGGAUCCCAAUAAAAAAAAAACUUUCAUAUAAUAGUAUAUAGGUACUAUUAAGUAAUUUAAAAUUUAUUUAAUUUUUAAUAUUUUGUAGUUUUAUUUUCUUAAAAUCCACUUUUUUCUCAUAAUAUUAUUUAUAAUUAUUUGAUGAUUUUGAAAUUAAAGUAAGGGCCACAUUAAAAUCUACCGUGAGCAGCGAGUAGGUCACCCUAUUGUAGAUACCUACACAAAAAACCACCUAGUUUUUUAUUUAAUUUUUUUUAAACCUAUAAAUAGGUAUUAUUUAUUUAUAACUGUACAUAAAUAUCAAAAUAUGUUUCAAUUUUAAUUUUAAUGAAAGUAUAAAUAAAUGUACGGAAAAUAGUUAUUAUAUUAAGUAUAAUUAUAAUUUAUAACAAAUAUGAAUAAAAAACAAAAAAAGGCAUUAAUGUGGCAGGUGAUCAGUAGUAAAGUGAUUUGCAAAUUUAAAACUAGUGAUCUAUGUACAAAUGCAAAUAUUAUCAAUUUUGCAUAUUAUAGAAAUAUAUUGUAUUUGUAUUGAAUCAUAUAGGUACGUUUUAAUAGGUAUUUUAUGAGUUAUUUUCAUACUUAUUAAUUAAUCAUUUUUAAUUUUCAUCUAACAACCAAAAAUUAAAAAAACAAUUUAAUUAUUAAAAACUUCAAUAAAAUAUCUUGUGGGUUAACUUAUCUCUACCAUGCUUCACUAAGAUAAUGAUGUAGAAGUUCAGAUGCUGUUUCCUCCAUUUUUGGAAGUAUUUUCAUUUUAAGAUGUACUAAAGUACAUUUAAUUGUCUGGAUGUUAGCUCUUGUUUGUGGAUUGACAUAAUUUUAGAUUCUGAAUAAAAUGAGGAAUAUAUUGGUUUUAUUGUAUUUAUUUAUAUUUACUUAGUAUAAUGUAUGGUAGACACCUUCUAUAUAAAUGAUUUAUUGAAAAUCUUAUACUUUUAUUUAUUUUUUUCAAUUUCCAUAGGUUUGGAAUGAUAAGCAUAGAGCUGAACUGGUUGAAGAAGCAUUGAAGAAUACUUUAAAUGAUUUAAGUUUAAGUUAUAUAGAUUUAUACCUUAUACAUUGGCCCUUUGCAACAAGUGUAAAUACAUUUCAAAAUAGAGAAUAUGAAAAUUACAAUUAACAUUUAAAUAAUCAUAAUAUCACUUUUAUAUACUUUAGGAAGAUCCAAAUGCUACAGACAGUGAAGGACGGUUAUUAGGAUCUGGUAUCUCAUAUUUGGAAACAUGGAAAGCUAUGGAACGGUGUGUCCAAAAUGGACUUACAAAAUCAAUUGGAGUAUCAAAUUUCAAUAUUAGACAGUUAAAAGACAUUUUAAAAAUAGCAACUAUUAAACCAGUUGUUAACCAGGUAAAAUAGUAUAAAACAUUUAAGUUAUAAAUAAAUAUAUUUUAUUUAAUGUGCUGUGAUAAAAUUAAAUGUAUAUAAUUUAUUGCAUUACUGUUAAUAUUCAUUAACAAUAUAAAUUGAUAGAUGUUGACUUGCACUUAUUUAUGUCAGUUUGUUUAAAUUAUUUUGGGUGCUGGUCUAAUUGACCCCCUGCCCUGAAAGUAUUCCCCCGCCACUCCAGUUUAAUUGAUACCCGCCCUUUUAAAUCUCCAGUGUAUUCUAUGUUCUAAACUGUAUACAGUAUAAUGGUCUAUCUACCAUAAGACAUUCAUUAUCUCAGAAAAUAUUAAUUUUUUUAAUAUUUAUUUUUAGUUGUAAAACCAUGUGUACUGAAAUUUUUGAUUUUCAUCAAUUCGUUGACGAGAUAUUCCAUUUUUAAGUUUUGGUAAGGACAGAGCAGUGGUACAUUAUUAAAACACUGUGUGCCACCACUACUCUCCCCCGAUCUAAACUUAGAAGUAGAAUAUCUUGUCAACGGCAUGACAGAAAUCAAAAAUUUAAACACUCAAAUUUAUUUUACUUUAAAAAUUCCAUCCAAGUGUCUUAUGAUGGAUUGAUCACCCCCUAUACUGCAGAUAAAAAGAUAUGAAAAUUGUUCACUUAUUAGAUAUUUUAAGAAUAAUGUUUGAUAAAAUCUGUAUAGUAAAAUUAAAGAUACUAGAUAGGUAUAACAGCAGUUAGGUACUAUGUAUAAUACUAUGGAGUUCUUACCUCAAUUAUUUAGUUGUCAUUGUUGAAAAUACCGUAGUAAGAAAUAAUAUAAAUUUCUAACAAAUUUUUAGUGACAUGAAGAAUGAUUCAUCAAAAAUAAUUUUUUCACAAAACGAAAAUAUUCAUAAGACUAGUACUUGUGACAGUGGACACUGAAUGAUUUUAGAUGUACAAAGGGUCAGUGGCAAUGUCAUAUAAGAUCAUGUCGAGCAGAAAAAAGUGUAAAGACCAAUAAUCAGAUACAAAGUGCUGAGCUAUAGUUACUAAGUAUAGUUCACUUCAUUUAUGGUUGGGUUCAUGAACAUUAGUUCAUUAGUGAAUUUUUGUAAAUGCAAAUUUGGAAUGAGCAAAUUAUUGGAAUAACUUUUUUUAGAUUAUGUGUAUAGAAACUUUCUCAGGUUGAUUCAAAAAUAGGAGGUACUGGUUACAUUGUUGAGAUUGAUGAGAGUUUAUUUGUCAGGGGGAAAAAUAAUGCAGGUCAAAUACUGCCGCAACAAUGAGUAUUUGGUGGUAUAUGAGUUGGAUCAACCAUUUUAUCUGAUUCCUGGCGAGUUUAUAAUAAUAUUCAACAAAUCACCGGCCUUUAUAAUCACAAAUAUAGCUUUAUGGAUCCUACAUGUAGCUCUCACGCAGAAUGUUGAGAGGAUAUAGGAAAGUGUUAAAUGGGAAACAAGAAACAAAGAGGGACUAAGGGAAACUUUCUAGAUUCUUAUUUGGUAGAGUUUAUGUGGCAAAGUUAAUUAAACAGAUGCAAUCCAUUUAAUGAAUCACUGAAGGACAGCAGUAUUUUGGCCAUCUGCAUAAUUUAUGAUAAAAUAUGUAUUUUUUUUUCUAUUGAAUUUUUUACUUUUUUACGAUUCAAUUAUAUAUAUGUAUAAUUUAUCUAUUUUUAUUUGAAUUACUUAAAUUUUUAGUUUAAUUGUAUAAUCUAUAUAUUAUGUACAGUGUGAUAAAUGCUUUAAAUAGUUUUCAUACUUUUUUUGUACAUUUUUAAAUACGAGAUAAUGCAUAUAAUUAUUAAAACAUCAAAAACAUGGGAGAUGUAAAUGGCCGGCAUCUACUAAACCUGAGUGGUUGGGGUCAAUUAAACUAGUACCUUAUUUUGUUAUGAAGUAUUAUUUAGUUAUUUCAAAAAAUGUUUUUAUUCUAGGUAGAAUGCCAUCCUUAUUUAACACAAAAGAAACUUAAAGAAUUUUGUGACAGUGAGAAAAUAUUUUUAACUGCAUAUGGUCCAUUAGGAUCACCCAAAAGAUCAUGGGCAACACCAGAUGAAAGUGUUAUUUUAGAUGAACCUCUUGUAAAACAAAUAGGUGAUAAAUACAACAAAACUAGCCCUCAAAUUUUAAUAAAGUUCCAGGUAAUAACAUUAUUUUAUAUUUAAAUGUAUUUUUAGAAAUGUAAAUUAUAUUUAAAAAUUUAGAUCCAAAGGGGUAUUAUAGUCAUACCAAAAUCAUCUAAUCCGGAAAGGCAGAAAGAAAAUUUUGAUGUCUGGGAUUUUGAAUUAAGCCAGGAAGAUAUUGAUUUACUUGAAUCCCUAAAUAGAAAUAUUCGUUAUUUUCAAUUUACCACGUAAGUAAAAAAUAUAAAUAUUUUUAAUAACAAAUAUUUAUGAAUACCUAUUGUUUUGUAGAGCCAAGCAUUUGAAAGACUACCCAUUUUUUGAUGAGGCUUAAUUUGAAUAUGAAGAGAAAAUCAACAACUAAAAACUUUAUUACAUUACUCUUAAUAAACAUUUUAUAACAUUUAAUUUAACUUUUGGCUUAAACAAUGGUCUAAUAUGUUAAACAAAUUAUUCUUAUAAAUUAAUGUGACAAUAAUUGUGUUCAUACUUAAGUAUCACCAAAUAGUACAUAUUAUUUUAUAAUAAAUUGUUAACUAUUUUUCAUUAAAAUAUAGUUUAAAUAUUGCACCAAUAAUAAUUUUGAGUGUGCUUUUUAAUUAUUAGAUGAAAAUAUUAUUAAAAUAGAAGGUAGUACAUGAAUAGUGGUAUAGUAUUUGAUCAUACACAAAUAAUAUAUUUUUUUAAUAAUAAAAGAAAAUUACUACUUUUAAUUAAAUAUGAUGUCUUAUAAAAAUAAACUAUAUCUCAGUGCUUCCUUUA
Molecule: messenger RNA, 7107 nt
Organism: Cinara cedri
Lineage: Eukaryota; Metazoa; Arthropoda; Insecta; Hemiptera; Aphididae
Source: the annotation of a GenBank genome assembly